UGUCUCCUCCCAGCUCCUUGUGCGCUCCUGGCUGGCAGGGCAGUGUGAGAAGCUGAAAAGCCCUCGCUGGGUUAUGUAAUCAGCAUUGUUUUUGUCCUAAAUCCAAAGCAUGGCACCGUACCAGCCGCUGUGAAUAAAAUUAACCCUAUUAACCCCAAAACCAGGAGACUGGCCCUGGCCCCCAGCACUGGGACACUAAACAAGGGGCAGUAACGAGGGGGCUGGCAGCUUGGUGGGAGUGAAGGCGGCACGGAGGGGGAGGCAUGGCCGCUCCAGACGGAGCACAAUGCCCCCGGGCACUGGGCACGGCAGGAACACGAGGCUGGACUCGCCCCUCGGGCAGUGGUGCUGAGUCACGGCACUGCACGCGCUGGCUGCUCACCCAGCCUCCCGGGGACUCGUCCAGCCCUGCCCCAAGCGAAGUCCAGUCCGGCAUCCAGCAGUGCUCCAGCCCCGCUCCCGGCAGCCGAGCAGCCCUGGCCAUGGCAGGACGCAGGGCACUGAUCGUGCUGGCGCACCUGGAGAAGACGUCCUUCAACCACGCCAUGGCGGAGGCGGCUGCCAGCACGCUGCGGGACAAGGGCUGGGACGUCACCAUCUCUGACCUCUACGCCAUGGGGUUCAACCCUGUGCUCUCGCGUCGCGACAUCACCGGGCCGCCCAAGGACCCCGAGCACUUUGUCUACGAGACGGAGAUGGGACUGGCGUGGAAGGAGGGACGCCUCAGCAGCGACAUCGUCGCCGAGCAGAAGAAGAUCGAGGCGGCUGAUCUGAUCAUCUUCCAGUUCCCAUUGCAGUGGUUAGGGAUGCCGGCCAUCCUCAAGGGCUGGUUCGACCGCGUCAUCAUCCAAGGCUUCGCCUACUCCAUGGCCACCAUCUACGAGCAGGGGCGCUUCCAGAAGAAGAAGGCCGUGCUGUCGUUCACCACCAGCGGGUUGGAGUCCAUGUACACCCCCAGGGGCAUCAACGGCGACAUGAACGUAUUCCUCUGGCCCAUGCAGCGGGGCAUGCUGCAGUUCUGCGGCUUCCAGGUGCUGGCACCUCAGAUCUGCUACAGCGUGCGGUACGUGACCCCCGAGGCACGGGCGCAGAUGCUGAGCGCCUGGCGGAGGCGCCUGGCUGCCAUCUGGGAGGAGAAGCCCCUCGGCUUCAUCCCCAACAGCUGCUUCGAGCUGAGCAUGGCGGGCGGCUUCGUGCUGAAGCAGGAGGUGCUGGCGCAGCAGGAGGGGCAGCCGCAGGGGCUGACGGUGGGGCAGCACCUGGGCAAGGCCUUUCCCCCCGACGAGCAGCUCAAGGCCCCAGAGUAGGUGCCAGAGGCCUCGGGGUACUGCUGGGCCCAUUGCUGCCGUGCGCCCAGCCCUGCGUGGCGAGGACGAGGCCUGGCCCCACAUCCACUGCACUGCCAGGGCCAGGGGGGCAUGAAGAUGGUGCCCCAGCCCUUCAUCUUUCUCUCUCUUUUUCUACUGUCUCUUUCCUGUCAUUUUCCUGCACGAGUUUACUCAAAAGUGAGGUCUCAGGGUGCUGGGGGCUGCGGCAUGGCCCUUGGUCGACACCGUCCAUGUGAACAUGACCAAUAAACCGCAGUCCGGAAAUCA
Molecule: messenger RNA, 1595 nt
Organism: Cygnus olor (mute swan)
Lineage: Eukaryota; Metazoa; Chordata; Aves; Anseriformes; Anatidae
Gene: NQO1
Product: NAD(P)H quinone dehydrogenase 1
Exons: 6
Coding region: 264-1307 (347 amino acids)
Cellular component (GO): cytosol
Molecular function (GO): NAD(P)H dehydrogenase (quinone) activity
Source: RefSeq, a predicted model, not a curated record